AUGAAGCCAUCUCUUCUCUCUAUAAAGACAUCUAUGAAGCCAUCUCCUUUCUCUAAAAGGGCAACCAUAAAGCCAUCUCUUCUCUCUAUAAAAGGCAACUGUAAAGCCAUCUUCUCUCUCUAUAAGACAUCUGAAGCCAUCUUUUCUAUAAAGACAUCUAUGAAGCCAUCUCUUCUCUCUAUAAAAAGAAAACUACAUCUAGAAGCCAUCUCUUCUCUCUAUAAAGACAUCUAUGAAGCCAUCUCUUCUCUCUAUAAAGUCAUCUAUGAAGCCAUCUCUUCUCUCCAUAAAAGACAACUACAUCUAGCAAGAGCCAUCUCUUCUCUCUAUAAGAACAUCUAUAAAGCCAUCUCUUCUCUCUAUAAAUACAUCUAUAAAGCCAUCUCUUCUCUCUAUAAAGACAUCUAUGAAGCCAUCUCUCUUCUCUCUAUAAAAGACACAUCAGAGCCAUCUCUUCACUCUAUAAAGAAGUCACUCUCCAUAAGACAUCCAUCUCUUCUCUCUAUAAAGACAUCUGACCAUCUCUUCUCUCUAUAA
This is a messenger RNA of Acanthosepion pharaonis, 537 nucleotides long. NCBI's taxonomy places the organism in Eukaryota, Metazoa, Mollusca, Cephalopoda, Sepiida, Sepiidae. The record is from the annotation of a GenBank genome assembly.